Messenger RNA from Alosa alosa (allis shad), 1318 nucleotides. RefSeq names its product cardiotrophin-like cytokine factor 1 (gene clcf1). Gene Ontology annotation, biological process: ciliary neurotrophic factor-mediated signaling pathway; negative regulation of neuron apoptotic process. Gene Ontology annotation, molecular function: ciliary neurotrophic factor receptor binding. Bases 326 to 985 code for a protein of 219 amino acids. The transcript is spliced from 4 exons. NCBI's taxonomy places the organism in Eukaryota, Metazoa, Chordata, Actinopteri, Clupeiformes, Clupeidae. The record is from RefSeq and is a predicted model, not a curated record.
AGACCACACGCCAGUCAACUCUGUGGACCAUCAACGUCAACGAGCUGUGAGGAGAGACCUUCAGUCCUCGCAGGGUAACGACACACCAGAGGCCAGUAAUAUGCCAAAUAUGAUCAAAUGAUGACUGAACUCAGAUAUCCAAGCUGAAGUCCACCUUGUUAAAGGCUGUGGUCCACCUCUCCAGUUGCGUGGUGUCUCGAUAGAAAGUUCAUCGUCAGCAGAGUCACUCGCGAUACUUUUGGAAAAGUUAUCAACAAGUGAAGAGAAAACAAUUUUCCUCUUUAUCGCCACUUAUCUAAACCCUACUCGUGGAUCGAAACUUAAAAUGUCCAGAGGAAAAGCCGUUUGUUGUGCUCAGCUGACCCUGCUGUUGGCCGCUGUGGUGGGCUGCGUGCAGGUGCCAGACCUCUCUUUGACUCUGACCAGUGAGAGGACCACAAUCGAAAGGACGUAUGAACUGACCAAGUACUUGGAGCAUCAGCUGAAGGAUAUCAAAGACACCUAUCUCUCCUACCUGGGGCCUCCCUUCAGUGACCCGGAUUUCUCGCCGCCAAGGCCCAAUAGCUCGUCGCUGUCGGUGCCCAGCGCGGCCACGCGUGUGGAGCUGUGGCGCGGCCUGGAGAACGGCGCACGGCUGGCGCAGAACCAGCGGGCGUACCGCGUGCUGCUGUGUGCCAUGCGCGAGCUGGCGCGCUCCACGCUGUGCCCGUACCUGCAGAGCUCGCUGCUGCACUUCUGCUCCGGCCUCAACGGCCUGCUGGGCUCCAUCACGGGCCUCAUGCGGAGCCUGGGCUACACGCCGCCGCAGCUCGGGGACGUCCCCCUGCCCCUGCCCGGCGACGGGCAGCCCCUGCUGACCGAACGCCCCGCCUCCAACGAGUUCUCCCGCAAGGUGGAGGGCUUCUGGGUGCUGCGCGAGCUGCAGAGCUGGCUGUGGCGCUCGGCCAAGGACUUCAACCGCCUCAAGAAGCGCCUCAAGGCCUGAAAACACAGAAAGAGAGAGAGACAGAGAGAGGGAGAGAGAGAGACAGGAAGAUGACAGAGACAGACAAACAGACUGACUGACUGACAGAGAGAGAGGAAGCAGAAGUGGAAAAAAAGAAUAAAAGAAGUGAAAAGAGAGGAAGUGAAUGAACGAAUGAAUGAAUGAAUGAAUGAAUGAGUGAAUGAAGCUGUAACUCUGCACAGUCAAUGGAGCCCUCUCUCUCUGAUGAAUGAGGCGGACUGAGGGAAUGCAGACUCAUUCAGAGGCAGACGUGACUCAGCUGCUCAGACUAGGGACUCGAGUCACGUCACACUUUCACCAGGAAGAAGACAA